AUGGCCCAGAUCUAUUUGCUAGUGGCAGGACUGAUGCUCUGCUCCAUCCCUGCUUGCUCUCUUGGCUGGAACUUGCCUAGAAGCCAUAGCCAGGAAAACAAGGACGUCUUCCAACAUUUGCAACAGAUGCAAAGGAUCCCCUCACAGUGGUGCCUAAAGGACAGAACCGACUUCAAAUUUCCUUGGAAAAGAGAGAAUAUCACCCCAAUCCAGAUGACUCAAGGCACCUGUCACCACCACCUGAUGCUCCGGCAGAUCUUCAACCUCUUCACCACGGAGGACAGCCAUGCUGCCUGGAACAACACCGUCCUCCAUAAACUUCUCUCUAGCCUUCAUCUGAGGCUGCACCGACUAGAGCAGAUGAAACAAGACAAUCUGGAUUGUCGAGAUUUGGGACUUGCUGCCCGGGAGUAUUUCCAUGGAAUCCAUGCCUACCUGAAGGCAAAGGAAUACAGCCCCUGUGCCUGGGAGGUUGUCAGAGUGGAAAUUGAAAGGUGCCUUUCCCUUAUGUAA
Molecule: messenger RNA, 513 nt
Organism: Mesoplodon densirostris (Blainville's beaked whale)
Lineage: Eukaryota; Metazoa; Chordata; Mammalia; Artiodactyla; Ziphiidae
Product: interferon alpha-13-like
Exons: 1
Coding region: 1-513 (170 amino acids)
Biological process (GO): cytokine-mediated signaling pathway; response to exogenous dsRNA; B cell proliferation
Cellular component (GO): extracellular region
Molecular function (GO): type I interferon receptor binding; cytokine activity
Source: RefSeq, a predicted model, not a curated record